UGGAAAUACAACAGGCACAAAUUGCUGCAUAUCCAGUACUGAGAGUUGAUCACAGAGUUCCUGAGGAGCUCUACAGCAGGAUGAAACUUAGACCUCCGGAAUCUUCUGGAUAUCAGACGGACGUGUCCAGUGUUUCGAGGGAUUGCUUCAGACAAGACCAACAGCAUGCGGAGGUAAUGUGUGAUCUUUGCAGCCAAGCUGGAGCUUUGAAGAACUGCCGAACCUGUAACAAUUAUUUCUGUGAAUCUGAUGCGUUGAAACACCACGGCGAGAUGCCUAAACACGUCCUCACUGACGUGAGCGAAGAGGUCGAGGGCCGUUGCUGCCCGCAUUCCAGGCCCCUAGAGUUCUUCUGCAUGACUGACGAGGUGCCCAUUUGUCGCAUUUGUGUGAAGGGAAACCACAAAAGGCAUGAAAUAAUUUAUCAGAACAUGCAGCGUCAGAUGUCUGGGGACGAGGACUUUGAGCAGCCUCGUGCAGUGGUGCCCCCUCCUGGUGGAAUCCACUUCCUGUCAGUGAAGCCGACCUCUGUGGUCCUGAGCUGGGAGAUCCCCCAGGAGCUGCAGGGACCCAAACGCUUCAGAAUUAAGUGGAGUUCUGUGCUGGAGGUGGAAGGUUCCCUCCCCAUCAGAGACCUUAGUAAAGUGGAAAUAAACAACCUCCAGCUUGGACAGCAGUAUUUCUUCAGUGUUGCAACAGAAGAUGAGGAGGGGAAUUUAAGUAAAUGGGUGACGGAUCGUGUUUCCACAGCGGUGCCACCGCCUCGUCAUUUAACGAAGGGACAUUCAGAGUCCACAGCUCUGUUCUUGCAGUGGAGCAAAGGAGAAAACAUGGAGGGCAUUCCACAUCAGUUCCUCAUCACCAUCACGAGCCCAGGAAAAGAGGCCCGGGCCAUUUCCACUAGAGACUGUUAUAAGAGAUUGUCUGACCUGGAGCCCGACACCGAGUACACCAUCUCUGUGUCGACGGUGCUGAACGAUAAGUGGAGUGAUCCGGUGUCUACAACCAUACACACAGAGCCGUGUCUCAGGGAGGUGCUGUCAAAGCUCGGACUUGAGGACCAGUACGACUGCAAGCUCACAAUAAGUGAUGUUCUGGAGAUCAAUAAAAACGACACAUCACAGAACAAACUUGAAAUGCCAAAGUCACUUCCUAUGGCCUUUUUAAAGAGUCUUUUUAUGCUAAAGGCAAAUGCUAGAAGUGUGAAGUGCGUCUCCUGCGCUUUUGAUACGGACAAGAAGAUGUCCAUCAACCCGUUGGACCUGAUAACUGCCUUGUUUCUCUGCUCCGACAGCUUUCUUCAGCAGGACAUGGUUCUGAAAAUGACACUCUGCCAGUUUGCUGUCCCACUCUUGCUUCCCAACAGCGAAACAAGAGAAGUCACAAUGUUGCUGUGGCCUAUGCGAGAAAUAGUCCAAAGCUUCAGACCUUCCCAGCAUGCAUUCAUGAAGCAAAGUUGUGAAGAAAGACUUGUGCUCUCUGAUAUUCCUCUGAUUUCAUUUGUCAGGCUGGGGAAGACGUGCUUGUCCAAGUCUCAAAUAUUAAACAAGCUGCUAAGUAACACUGAGCAUUACCACGACAGGUUUUAUCACUCUGACCUGGUGUGUGGUGAUGUGCCCAGAAGAAUUUCAGAUGGGCUUGUUGAAAUCUCCUGGUACCUCCCAUGUGGGAAUAGGAACGUUGACAAAUUCUCUGAACCACUGACUAUUGCCAACCUCCGAGGAGAUAUCAGGGCCUUUGAUAAGCAAUUCUCUUUUCUCUGUCAGACGUCAUCAGCUGUUUACAUCUUCUGUGAUGAAUCAGAGAGUGAUUACUUCACCUCUUUGCAAGGAAAAUACCUUAAAGCAAAGAUCACAUUGGUUAGCAGCAAGAAGGGGAAAACCUUUAGACUCAAAACAAUGACAGUGACACCAAGUUUAAAGAUAACGAAUGAGACCCACAACAAAAAGACGGAUGUAGAGUUGGUAAAGGUCCUCCAGGACUCAGUCUCUAAGUUCCUGCAGAGCAAACCCAAAGAAGUGUCUUUGGCAAAUUUGCCUGAAAGAGCACGCUGUUGUGAGAUUGCAGUUGAUGAGGAUACAGAUGAAUGCCAAAACGCCCGGAAGAAUGUUUACAAAAUCACUCCACACAUAGCCGAAACAUCAGGGUUCAAAGAUAUAAUGCUGCCUUGCCAAGGACAAACCUGGAAGGAACUAUCUUGGGUGGAGACAGAGUACUGGAGACUGCGCAAAGUUGGCAACCAGAACAUUGAGGAGUACCGCAUGUCCCUGAUAACAAAAGAAAAGGAGCUCAGAAGAAAGCAGCAAAGAUUUGCUGUGACACCUAUGAUGUCAAGGUUCCUUGACGGUGUUUGUACCGCAGAGGCGCAGCGCUACUAUUACCUCAAAUGGCUGGAAAUGGAGCUGGAAGAUCUCUCCCGGCACCAGCUGUCAGCUCUGCGAGGUCUCUACAAAGAGUUAACCCACAAGUCUCCCCAAGAAACCGAAGAAAUCGCAGAGGUUGGCAAGCAAAUUUCUGCUUGCUCUUUACAAGUGCGGCACUUCCUUCGAGAGUGCGGGCAGUCGUACGCGAGCGCGACUGGCCUGCCAGAAUUUUGCAGUGCAAGGAAAACCCUGGAGCAGCUGCCUGGACUGUGCGCUCAGAUGUUGCUGGAUGGUUUCCCUCUUGAGCUUGUUGAUGGGGAUGCAGCAAACAUCCCCAUGAAGUGGAUCGCUGACGUUCUCACUGAGCUUCACUACAUCAAGCAAUCCAACAGUAAGCUCAAAGUCAUCACGAUCAUCGGAGCAGAAAGCUCAGGAAAGUCGACUCUGCUCAACACCAUGUUUGGGAUCAGGUUUCCCAUCAGUAAAGAAAUAUGCUCCAAAGGAGCUUUCAUACAGCUGGUAGGUGUCAGUGAAGAUGUCAGGAGGGAACUAGGCUGUGACUGCAUCGCAGUCAUUGACACAGAGGGACUGAAGCCUCACCAGAUGCCCCAAGAUGAUCACAGCCACGAACGUGACAUGCAAGUAGCGAGCCUCGCUGUGGCACUCAGUGACAUCACAAUCGUUAGCUUCACUGAGACAGACAUUGUAGAAAUGGUCGUUCAAGCUUUCGCAAGGCUGGGAGAUGUGAACAAAAAGCCGCUGUGUCAUUUUGUGCAUGUUCACAUGUUUGAGAUGUGUGCUGGUGAUAGGAAGAGGAGAGAUGAAGAGAUGAUAAAACAAUUCAACGUGCUCAUCCAGAGUGACCCUCAGAUGAAGCGUGGCAAUAUCAAAACCCUCUCAGACCUGAUGGAACUCAAGUCGGACACUUGGACUUGGUACAUCCCUCCAGUGUGGAAGGGAACUCCACCAAUGGCUUCUUUCAGCAUUGAUUACAGCGAAGCUGUGCAAGAGCUGAAAAAGCAGCUCAUAAGUGACCUGAAGAAGUGCCCAGAGAGAAGCAAUCUGAUGGAUUUUGUCAAGAGAAUAGAAAACAUCUGGAAGGCCCUGUGAGGUGAGGGAAGUGUAUUCAUGUAGCACAGUAUUCUUCAGUCCUCGUUCUCAGGACCCACUGCCCUACAUGGUUGGGAUGUUUCUCUGUCCUGACACCCUCUACUCAGAUCAGUUGACCAUUGACAGACACCUAAAACAUGCAAGGGAGACGGUCUUGAUGACCAGGAAUGAAAAGGACUGAUCAAGCACAAUUCAUACAAAGAUGGUUCAAACCGUUUCAUGUUACAAAAGGAGAAAAACAGCAUCCGGCCUCUUAAAUGAGAAGAUGGACUGUCUUAUAUUCUUUAAACCAAGGCUGUUCACAGACAAGGACAAGAACUGUCUCUUUAUUGUUGCCUUAUGCAUACAGUGUCAUUAUUUGGUGUCUCACUGAAUUGUGGGUACUGUGUGUUACAUCUUUCCGUGCCUAUUACAGUAUGACUCAGUGAAAGUGAUGUGUUUUUGAAUGUUUUUUUGUUGUUGUGGGUGUCUUACAGAUGUUUUACACAUUUACCUCAAGAUAGUGUACUUUUUGCAUGGCUGUCAUUGUAAAUUAGAAUGUGUCCUUAGAGCCUUUCCUGCUAAAAUGCAGGUUACAUGAAAAGAAACUAAGGAAUAAUUCCUCUGUAUCUAAAUAGCAGCCAGUAGCAGCUGUGAGGAAUGAAGCUUUGAUCUGGGUCCAAAGUGUUUGGUUGGACAGUUUGAUCCCCAGGUUCCUCCAUAUGACACUGAACUGUACAGGUUCUCUUUAAGUCAGUUCGGACUAGGUUUUGUGCGUUUUCUCGUCUUUUAACAAAGACUUGUCUUGAGUCAAUCAUAGAGUAGACUAGACUUAUUUAUACUAUUGUGAAGCAUGAUGAUCAAGAUAAUGUUAUAGAAAAGGGAUUGUUUAAAAAACACAGCACAUGCUGUAGUUUUCAGUGCUUUAUUAUCGUUAUUUCUAACACCAGCUCUUUAAGGCCACUUUGCUACUACAUCAUAUUAAGCUUGACAAGGCAUUCCCCUAUCUUAAAAACUGGUCGGUGGUCCUAAAGUCUGAACAACUCAAAGACUCCUUGUCGUCAAGCACAUACAGAUGGACAAUGGACAUUUAGAUUGCCAUAUACAGUAUCUGGAGUCAUUGGACAACAGUUGCAGCCAAUGAGAGACCGAGGUUGAUGAGAAUCCCACCAAGGAAGGGUGGAAAGCUGUGAACUUUCAAGAAAACACAACACACCAUACCAACAUUUAAGUAGAUAAUGUGUUUCUUCUUCCAUGUUCUUUAUGGUUUCUUUGUAUUUUUUAUUCAUGUUCUAUAAAUUUGUAAUCGUACAGACGGCAUUACCAGUCAUUUUUUCUACU
Messenger RNA from Cololabis saira (Pacific saury), 4793 nucleotides. RefSeq names its product up-regulator of cell proliferation-like. The transcript is spliced from 7 exons. The record is from RefSeq and is a predicted model, not a curated record. Lineage: Eukaryota; Metazoa; Chordata; Actinopteri; Beloniformes; Belonidae. Gene Ontology annotation, molecular function: protein binding; zinc ion binding; GTP binding. Bases 81 to 3473 code for a protein of 1130 amino acids.